GUCAUACGAGUUGUUCCUGAGAGCGAGAGGGAAACACAGAUCCUGAAGGCUGCAUUUAACAGGCUUAAGGUGGACCUGUGGCAGCCCAGCAGCCCCUUCCACAUCGUCGAAGGCAUGGUCACCGACGUGCGAGUACCACAGAACACAUCCCGAAGUCUGCUGCCCUAUCUCCAGCAAGCAAACAUCCAGUACACGAUUCUCAUAUCAGACCUACAGAAAGCAAUAGAAAACCAAACUGGAUUGAGGUCACAUAGGAAUCGAAGGUCCAUUUCUGAGUAUAAUUAUGAAGUGUAUCACUCUCUGGAAGAAAUCCAGAGUUGGAUGCAUCAUCUGAAUAAAACUCAUUCAGAUCUUGUUCACAUGUUCUCUGUUGGGAAAUCCUAUGAAGGGAGACCACUCUUUGUACUCAAGUUAGGUAAAAGAUCACGGCCCUACAAGAAAGCUGUCUGGAUAGACUGUGGGAUUCAUGCAAGAGAGUGGAUUGGCCCUGCCUUUUGCCAGUGGUUCGUGAAAGAAGCUCUUCAGACAUACCAGACCGAUCCUGCCAUGAGAAAGAUGCUAACUCAGCUGUAUUUCUAUAUCAUGCCUGUAUUUAAUGUGGAUGGAUAUCAUUUUAGCUGGACAAAUGACCGAUUCUGGAGAAAAACAAGAUCAAAGAACACAAGGUUUCGGUGUCAAGGUGUUGAUGCUAAUCGCAACUGGAAAGUGAAAUGGUGUGAUGAAGGUGCUUCAUUUCACCCAUGCGAUGACACCUACUGUGGUCCCUUUCCCGAGUCUGAGCCUGAAGUAAAGGCUGUUGCUCAUUUUCUCCGCAAACAUCGGAAACAAAUAAAAGCCUAUUUGUCCUUCCACGCAUACGCACAGAUGCUGCUGUACCCUUACUCUUACAAAUAUGCAACUAUUCCAAACUUCAGCUGUGUGGAAUCAGCAGCCUAUAAUGCUGUUAACGCGCUUCAGUCAGCCUAUGGUAUAAGAUACAGAUAUGGUCCUGCAUCUAGCACUUUGUAUGUGAGUUCUGGUAGCUCUAUGGACUGGGCCUACAAAAAUGGCAUCCCCUACGCGUUUGCGUUUGAGCUACGUGACACCGGCCAUUUUGGAUUUUUACUUCCUGAGACGCUGAUCAAACCAACCUGCACAGAGACCAUGCUUGCAGUUAAAAAUAUAACUCUUCAUCUGCUGAAGAAAUGUCACUGA
Messenger RNA from Gavia stellata (red-throated loon), 1194 nucleotides. It is a transcript of the gene CPA6, whose product is annotated as carboxypeptidase A6. NCBI's taxonomy places the organism in Eukaryota, Metazoa, Chordata, Aves, Gaviiformes, Gaviidae. Gene Ontology annotation, biological process: proteolysis. The coding region runs from base 115 to 1194 and encodes 359 amino acids. The record is from RefSeq and is a predicted model, not a curated record. Gene Ontology annotation, molecular function: metallocarboxypeptidase activity; zinc ion binding. The transcript has 10 exons.